GAAGUCAGGUCAAACAAUUUAAUCUCAGUAAGUGCAAAAUGCUGCAUUUUGGGCAUGCAUAAUUAAUAAUAGGACAACAGGGAAGAUUUAAGAAUUUUGCUGUACAAGUCAAAAGAUCCCUGAAGGUGGCAGCAUGGGUAGAUAGGGUGAUAAAACAUCAGUGACGCCAUAAAUGUGCCAGUCCAAUCAUCACAGCAUACAAAGAAUGCAACUGAUCUAGACAUUAACACGUCCAUAGAAUUAGUGAAAUGGAAUUAGGUCAAAAAGCGCACUUUCAAUUUGGAAAUUGCUUCCUUUUGCACCAGCAAUUUUAUGAUUAACUUCCUAAAUUUAUCUAACAGGCUUAUUAUGGUAUAAACUCCACGAUCAACAAUACACAAGUUGACAUUGCAGCUGACAAUUCCCUUCAUAUAUAACUUAAACAUUCAAUCUCUGCAUUAUCAUUUAUUAUGGCAGCAAAGCAUAGUAUCUAAUAUACCAUGAUGCACUGUAUGCAUCAGCAAAGCUUCUUUAGCAAAAAUCACUUGGUUCUCAGUAUAAGAGCAAACACAAUGUGUAUUGAAACACUACUAUAUCCAAUUACCACAGUUCAAGAAGAUAAUGAAAUAUUGUCCUUGCCACUCUCAUUUUGUGCACCAACACAAGAUUGGUGCACACUCAUAUUCUGCUUUAAAAAAAAAUUCCUUCAUCUGUAAUCUCCUUUUUAGUUUUCAGAGUUACAGAACUUUUUUAAAAAAGUUAAACACUCAGAAGUUACUAUUUUCAACUCAAAACACUCCGGUUCAGAUGUCUGAAAUGGAACUGGAUUGGUUGUGAAUCCCUUGGCGGCAGUAGAAACAUAACAUUUGAACAUUGAGAAUUGUAUAGCAGUUUGGGAACUUGAAAACUAAAAAUAAGAUAAGCGAAACCAAAAGCAGAAGUGUAUUCGUUAACCAGUCCUCCGGAGGUCAGAUCCCUAGCUGGGUGCAGGAGUGUUUCGACUCCAUUGAGCGCUGUCCGGGACAAGCCUGUGGUAUCGGGGGCGAUGCGCCAGCGAUUCGGUGCCGUAAUCAGGGGCUGCCGGCUUGUUUUGCUCCUCGGCGUUUGCCUCGGCCUAUCGAGCAAAGGAGCUGUCCCCCCACCGGAGUCUUGUCAUGGACCCGAUGGGGCGAGAUGCGAGAAUCUAUGGCAGCUGAAGGAGCGGAUGGUGCUGGACUCGAACUACGACCUGGUCCUGCCACCGGCCGACGUGGUCUCGGGCUCCGGAGCUGGCCACAGCCCAGCGUCGGGGCCCGGCUUGCGGCAUGACUGGCAGCCCGAGCCCGGCAUGAAUGCACCACACUUCACGGUCGACACGCUAGACGGGCCACUGACCUUCCCGCCGAGCCAGCAACACAGCCCGGUGUCGUUCACCUUCCAGGCCUUCACCAACAAAUCGGGCUUCCUGGAGUGCAUGUGGGCCUCCGAUUCGGCGCUCGCCCCCCUGCUCCACGCACUGCCCAACGACAGCCAUGUGGUCUUCAUGUCGUUCGACGAUAACGCGCCGCGGGACGUCAGGUGGAUGAAGCAGAGAAUCGUCCAGGUACUGGAGCGGAGAGUUAAGGACAUCGAAAGAAUUAAGGACUUGCUUUCUCGACUUCAUUUUGUACCGAUUCCUGUGUUCGCUCUGGGUAACUGGAUCCCUACUGUCUUCUAUUCCUGGAGAUGUCAGGGGCUCAACUGUGGAUUCUCUCAAGUCGUUUUCACUUCAGCAGAAUUAAGAAUGACAAUUGUUGGCAAACGACUGGAUGCAAGGUACGAUUGGAUAAUGAAAAGUUGGAAAUCCAUGCCAUAUACUCUCAGGGAUGGUGGAGAUGGUUGUGAUAUUACCCCUGCAGUAAAAGGUGCUGUGGCUUUGGUGUCUGCUGAAGGGAACUGUUCAUACUUCACAAAGAUCAAAAAUAUGGAAAAUUCUGCAGCAUUAGGAGUACUGGUUUAUGUAAGUCUUGGAAAAGCACUUCAGGAUAUGAAUUGUGAAGGAAAUGAAUGCUUCACCCCCAUAAGUAUACCAGCUUCAAUGAUACAUUUUCAGAAAGAUGUGAUUGAUUCAUUAAGAAACCAUACAAAUGUGAAUGUGACCCUCCAGCACACUCCCUCGCCUAAUUUUUUCUUUGGAAUUAACAUGGAAAGGAGGUUGUCAGAAAUGGGUUGGUUCCUCUAUCCAUCAUUUCAUUUUGUCGUCUGGCAAGCUGAAUGGUUCAGUUAUAUGAAAAACUUGGAAGCAAAGCUUCAGAGGCCAGCUUUUGUAAUAAACAUAUUCAAUGACACAAUAAUGCAAGGCAACAAGGGGGCUGUUGCAAUUAUUGACCUUCCAAAAGAUCUAUCUUCAUUUAACCAUUUAGAACUUGAUGUUUCAUUGUCAUGCCCUGGAACAACAGAUGAAACCUGUGCUAUUUGGGAUCACAGAAUUGAACUUUAUGUGUGCUGUAAAGAGAACAGUUCAUACUGCAAUCUUGAACUUGGGAGAUGGAUCACACCAUUCCGCAGACGCAUUGGCCAUUGGUUAACAGACAUCUCACCUCUUCUACCCCUACUUAAUGGUGCAAAAUGCACAUUCACGAUGAAGACUGUGCCAUGGGCCAUGCCCUGGAAGCCAUCACUAAACCUUCGGUUCGGUAAAGAAAACCAGGUAUCGACAGGCUACAGUUCAGCACUACAUCCUUUUCAAUUACUACGGCUCUUCAAUGGUGGCACUUUCAACAUUAGUUACAACAAGAAGUAUAAGCCUAUUAAAUUUACUGUGCCACCCUCAACCAGGAAGGUUGAACUCUAUGCUGUGAUCACAGGCCAUGGAAGUGAUGAGAAUGGGUGUGGAGAGUUCUGUGUCACUUCGCAUCAUUUUGUAAUCAAUGCUGUUUUUAAUAAUUCAAGAACUUUUGACAAUGCUGGCACUUAUUUUGGUUGCGCUAACAAGGUUUCAGAAGGUGUGGUCCCAAAUGAACAUGGUACAUGGCUCUAUGGCAGAAAUGGCUGGUGCGAUGGACAAGAUGUAGCACCAUGGAUAAGUGAUGUCACUAAGCAGGUAAACAUGACUGGGCUAAACAGCAUCGUGUAUUUUGGCUGGUUUAAUGGCAAGGAUCCAAAUCCGAAACAGAACCCUGGAGAAAUUGUAAUGUAUUCCUACCUAGUAUUCUACAAGUAAAAUCGCAUAUCAUUACUGUGGUGAACUACAUAUACCUGUCUGGACAUGCCCCCCCUGCUGACUGCUCCUGUGGCUCCUCCCACAUACCCCUGUAUAAAGGCGAUUGGAGGCACUGCUCCUCCCUCAGUCUCCAGGAUGUUGUGUGGUGAUCUCUUGCUGCUGACGGUGCUUUCUUCCAGCUAACUCACGUCUCCGAGAGUUAUUGAUGGUGCAUCAAUUACUAAUCAGGACUUGAAGUUAAUAAAAACUGUGAAGGAGUUUGACAUCCAACACUGGAUGUUCAUUACUGAGCUAAUGAUCAGUUAUUAUUGCUAUCUCUAUUCAGUUGGCACGUCUGUUAAUGUUUCUGUCUUUAACGAUCAUUAUAACAAUGUUUUAGAAUGUCUGGCAUUCAAUCCAACUUCAAUGGAUACUGUACAUUCAUAGCUUAAGUAGCUAUUUUCACCAAUAUGUUUUUAUGGACGAACAUUAAAAUAUAGAAAAUUGAUCAGAUAUGCAAUAGGAAGCUGAAUCUUAUUCAAAGACCCACUUUUUCUGAAGUUAAUUUUUAUUCCUGGCUAUGAUACAAAUUUACCACUUUGUAACAAUCAAAAUCUAUUUUACUCCAUGCUUUGUAUGACUGUAUUACUUUUUUAUAAAGUACUCUGAUGUUUC
Hypanus sabinus (Atlantic stingray) is the source of this 3814-nucleotide messenger RNA. RefSeq lists its product as uncharacterized. The record is from RefSeq and is a predicted model, not a curated record. Bases 1025 to 3160 code for a protein of 711 amino acids. The transcript has 12 exons. Gene Ontology annotation, molecular function: oxidoreductase activity, acting on paired donors, with incorporation or reduction of molecular oxygen, reduced ascorbate as one donor, and incorporation of one atom of oxygen. Lineage: Eukaryota; Metazoa; Chordata; Chondrichthyes; Myliobatiformes; Dasyatidae.